ACAUGCAUAAUCUUUGCAGCAUUUUUCUUUUAAACGAUAACUUUAUUUUAGGGAAUUUAAGUGAAUGUUUUUGUAACACAGCCAGAUGUUCUAACAUUAAUAGAAGAAGGCUGGUUGCAUGCGUGUGUCGGUUUAAUGUUGCAUAUCCUGGACCAUGGACUAUGAUUGCGGAACUUCUGCAUUGCUGAUGACCAACGUGAUCCGACUGUGGAGAGGAACCGUCUGUGCACGUGUGCUGCGCGCGGUGGAAGGGGAAGACUGUGAAAGCGGACGCUUAGUUAUCGCAAUUGGUUUUCCAGAGAGACGCGCGCACACACACACACACACAUACACACACCGGCACACCGGCCCCGGUGAUGCAUCCCCGCGGCGGCAACGACACGGACGAUCCUCGGUAGAGUCGUCUCGACUUCAGGAUGGUGAAGAAGUCUCUGAACGGCGGGGUUUACCCAACUCAAGCCGAGGAGAAGAAGCACCGGGUGGGCUUUGUGGGACUGGACCCCGGCGCACCCGAAUCCAACAGGGAUGGGGCGCUGCUCAUUGCGGGAUCGGAAAGCACCAAGCGCAGCGGCAUUCUCUGCAGACCGAGGCCCAGCAUCUCCGCCGGGAGACCCAGGCCGUCGAAGAAAAACGCCAGCUAUCGGAAACUGCAGAAUUUCUUGUACAAUGCGCUGGAAAGACCGCGGGGAUGGGCGUUCAUCUACCACGCUUAUGUCUUCCUCCUGGUCUUCUCCUGUCUCAUACUUUCAGUCUUUGCCACCAUCCGAGAGUUCAAAAAUAGCUCAGAGAGUGCCUUGUACAUCCUGGAAAUUGUGACUAUCGUGGUGUUUGGGGUUGAGUACAUUGUGAGGAUAUGGGCCGCCGGCUGCUGCUGUCGGUACAGAGGAUGGAGAGGGAGGCUCAAAUUUGCCAGAAAGCCUUUCUGUGUCAUAGACAUCAUGGUGCUGAUCGCCUCAGUGUCUGUGCUGGCAGCUGGAUCUCAGGGAAACGUUUUUGCCACGUCGGCCAUCAGGAGUCUGAGAUUCCUGCAGAUCCUGCGCAUGCUGCGCAUGGAUCGCCGCGGAGGCACCUGGAAGCUGCUGGGAUCUGUGGUAUACGCCCACAGCAAGGAGCUCAUCACCGCGUGGUACAUCGGCUUUCUGUGCCUCAUCCUGGCUUCAUUCCUGGUGUACUCGGUGGAAAAGGAGUCAAAUGACGAGUUUGAGACCUACGCUGAUGCUCUUUGGUGGGGACUGAUCACUCUCACCACCAUCGGUUAUGGAGAUAAGGUUCCCAAGACCUGGAAUGGACGCUUGCUGGCAGCCACAUUCAGCAUGAUCGGAGUGGCGUUCUUUGCUCUCCCCGCUGGCAUCCUGGGUUCUGGCUUUGCCCUCAAAGUCCAAGAGCAGCACAGGCAGAAACAUUUUGAGAAGAGGCGUAAUCCUGCAGCGGGCCUCAUCCAGGCCACGUGGAGGUUCUAUGCUACCAACCUGUCCCGCACAGAUCUACUGUACACUUGGGAUUUCUACGAGCAGACUGUAGCUGUCCCGAUGUACAGGCUUAUUCCACCUCUGAAUCAGCUGGACCUGCUGAGGAAUCUAAAGGGCAAGACAUUCAGGAAGGAGUCUCAAACGGAAACCUCUCCCAGUAAUGAAAAUGCACACAAAGACAGACUUUGCGGGUGCUGUCCGAGAACCUUUAGUCGGAAGGCCAGCCUGAAGGACAAGGUGUUCCCGAGUCCCUCCAAGGCUCCCCUGGCCAAGGGGAAAUCCCAGUCUCCGGACGGGGCCGAGGCGAGUCCCGGCAAAGUCGACAAGAGCUGGAGCUUCGCCGACAAGAACCGAGGGCCGAAGCACUCCUUCAGGGCCAGAGGCAGCACCUCGCGGCAAAACUCUGAGGUGCUGAUAGAAAUGCAGGACGAGGACUUUGGACUGAAGAGUUCUCCAGCAAUUGAAGGUUUAAUAAAGGCGAGCCUCCCUGGAGAGGAAAUUGGCGAUGACAAGAGCUGCCACUGUGAGUUUCUCUCUCAAGAAUUACCACCAGGCCUGAGGGUGACCAUAAGAGCGAUCUGCGUCAUGAAGUUCCUGGUGUCGAAGCGGAGGUUCAAGGAGAGCUUGCGGCCCUACGAUGUGAUGGAUGUUAUCGAGCAGUACUCUGCAGGUCACCUGGACAUGCUGUCCCGCAUCAAGAACCUGCAGUCCAGAGUGGACCAGAUAGUUGGUAAAGGGCCUAAAUCCGAGGGAGACUCUUCAGAUGACCAGAGCAUGAUGGGACGUCUGGGUAAAGUGGAAAAGCAGGUGAUCUGCAUGGACAGGAAACUGGAUUUCCUGGUUCACGUGUAUGUGCAGCGCAUGGGCAUCCCUCGUUCGGAAACCGAGGCCUUUUUCCACUCCAAGGAGCCGUACCCGGCCCCGCCUUACCACAGCCCGGAGGAGAGCAAGCUGGAGAGGGAGGGCGAGGAGGAGGUGAAGGAGGAGAAGGAGUUGCAGACGUGCUCUGUACCGGCAAUUCCGUGCUCCGAUGGGUCUUUGGAAAAGAAAGAUCCCCUGCUGGGCCGCUGCGUGCCCAGCUUGGUGGGAACCCCCUCUGGCAGCCACAGCCGCCCCUCUACGUCGUGGCAGCACCAGCUGCAGCACCCCCUCAGCCAGCCCGCCUGGAACAGCAGCGUGGCCAACACCCCCUCGCCGGUCGCCGGCAGUGCCGAUCACUCGCCCACCCUGUUCCGCCUUCCGCCUCCGCCCGCUCCGGUCCACGACCGUCCCUCCCGCGGCAACGGCAGAGAGAGCGGCUCCCGGAGCAGGAGGCGCCACAGGAGGCGGCAGCGGGACGCCGUUGCUUUGGAGAGCGACACGUCCCUGUCCAUCCCGUCCGUCGACCACGAGGAGCUGGAGCGCUCCUUCAGCGGUUUCAGCAUCUCGCAGGCCAAGGAGGACUUCUUUGGGCCUUCGUUCUUCGCAGGCUCGGGAGGCGGAGCAGGGACGGAAGCCGCAGCUGGACCGGCACUCUGCGCCAGGGUCAGACCCUUCAUUGCAGAGGGCGAAUCCGACACAGACUCUGACCUCUACGCUCCCUCCCCGCUGUCCUUCACUGGAGAGGUGUCAUGUGGAGACCCGGCGUGGCCGGGUAGGAAGUAGGACACGAGAAGACAUAUCAGGAGCCAAGUGACUGUUGCUGCUGUGGAUGCCAUUACAGUCUAUUUUAGGUUGAGUGAAUGGUAAUGAUUGAAGUUCAUUACUGAGGAUGGUAACAAAAUGUAAACUAAAGACGCGUCCCUUUUAACCUUUUUGUUUUGUUUGUGAUACAAACACUUACAAUGCUUAAUUACAGUUGCAUUGAAUCAAGAUCUUGGUUAAUCCAAAAAUAGCUGGUUAGGGACACUUCUUUCUCAUUUAUUUAUUGAUGAUGAAAGGUACAAAAAGUCCAGAUGGGUGAGUAUGAUUUAUGACCCAUCCGGUAAACUGAUCUAAAUGAAACAUUCAUUCCUUCAUAAUAAGUAUGUGCUAUUUAGCACUUUUUCGGUUACAAUGACCAUCUAAAAUAUAAAGGGAGUUAGGACACAGGAAACUUUCGGUCUCAUCACAUGGUUAGCAUAGUGUCUUGAUAUAUCUUAUAUACCUAUGGAUGAUUUGAGGUGUUUCAAUGCCCAUACUUUAGCUAUGAUAAUCAAGUAGAUUCUUGCAAAGAAAAAAAAGAAAUAUGCUUGCUUUUCAGCAUCAUUAAUUCAGCCUGGUGUUCACUAAGCACUGCAGGUGAACUCCCUUCGAUGCAUUGAAGAUACUUCCCGUUUGAUAAACCACUGAACCUGCUGCAUGGUAUGUUAAUGGUUUACGGUGUUGUUGGUUUAAGGGCCGUGUUUAGCCAGCUACAAAACCAGACAAAAAGUCAGCCGGCAAAUUCCAUGAUUGUCUCUUAUCUGUACAAACAAACAGAAAGGUGAACAAGACAAGAAAAUGUGUGCAUGACCAGGUUCUAACAUACGUUCCCUUUUUGGUAAAGCUUUAUUUAAGUUCCUAUCAAAAUAAAUGCAGCCCAAGCUUGCUGAUCCAAUGUUUUUCCAAAAACAAAUAUCCAUGUCACAUAUGGAAAAAAGCGACCCCUUUAAUCAGGUGCUGAACAUUAACUCCUAUCUUUUUGUUUUGUUGUCCCACAACAUGCAGUUGGAGUAUUCAAAUAAUAUGGGACCCUUACUCAGAUGUGUGCCUGUGAUGCAUACGUCAGUCUUUCAGACACUCCUGCAGUGACAGUCCUGCACUAAAUGAGGCAAACGCAAUAAAAAGCAAGGAAAGGCAAUUAAGAACCAACCUCCUCCUGGCCUUAAUUUUUCACACCAAUAUUGUUUUGUAAGUUAAUGAAUCAACAUUCUGUCAAUUUCAUAAAAGUAGCUUUUGCAAGUGCAUUUUUAAGUGUUAUUAUAAGAGCCUUUGUUGCUUAAGAGCAGUUGUUCUGAUACUGUUUUAGCCACUAAUGAUGCUAAAAGCAUGAGAUUGGGACAUCUGAAGCAUGAACAGUUAUUGUUAAUAAUAUUAAUACUAACCCACAUCGUAGCAAAUUAUACAUUCCUCCAUUCUUUUUCAAUUUAACUGAAAAUAUGAUUUACUAAAGACUGCUUCAAACAAGCUACACGAUCCAUUUUUGUUUCUUUUUCCAGAAAAGAAAAAAGACACAUCUGCUGGCAUGUUUUCUACAAGCCAAAGGAAGGUACUACAUGGUUUUACAAACCACCAUAGCUUUCAAUUCAACAUGACCAUGCAACAACAUCUUCUUAAAUAAUAAAACUUUGUACAUCACUGAAAA
Gasterosteus aculeatus aculeatus (three-spined stickleback) is the source of this 4773-nucleotide messenger RNA. The record is from RefSeq and is a predicted model, not a curated record. Lineage: Eukaryota; Metazoa; Chordata; Actinopteri; Perciformes; Gasterosteidae.